CCCAACUGGCAGGGACAGCUGCGGACAGCGGCCGGACCAGCUUUGUUCCCAGGGUGGCACCCGCUCCCCAGCCAGGCCCUGCGGCUCCUCAGGACUCGGUAGGCAGCUGGCCCCGGGGGUCCCCCGCCGUGGGUGCCUAGAGGCACGGAGCCACGAGGGUCUCUCCGCAGGGCGCGGGGGGCUCUGGGAGGAUGGGGCAGGACCAGACGAAGCAGCAGAUCGAGAAGGGGCUCCGGCUGUACCAGUCUAACCAGACGGAGAAGGCGCUGCAGGUGUGGGUGAAGGUGCUGGAGAAGAGCUCGGACCUCGUGGGGCGCUUCCGAGUGCUGGGCUGCCUGGUCACAGCCCACUCAGAGAUGGGCCGCUACAAGGAGAUGCUAAAGUUUGCUGUGGUGCAGAUCGACACGGCUCGGGAGCUGGAGGAUGCAGACUUCCUCCUGGAGAGCUACCUGAACCUGGCGCGCAGCAAUGAGAAGCUGUGUGAGUUUCACAAGACCAUCUCCUACUGCAAGACCUGCCUCGGCCUGCCCGGCACCAGGGCGGCCGCCCAGCUCGGAGGCCAGGUCAGUCUGAGCAUGGGCAACGCCUUCUUGGGCCUCAGCCUCUUCCAGAAGGCCCUGGAGAGCUUCGAGAAGGCCCUGCGCUACGCCCACAACAACGACGACGCCAUGCUGGAGUGCCGCGUCUGCUGUAGCCUGGGCAGCUUCUACGCCCAGGUCAAGGACUACGAGAAGGCCCUGUUCUUCCCCUGCAAGGCUGCAGAGCUCGUCAGUGACUACGGCAGAGGCUGGAGCCUCAAGUACCGGGCCAUGAGCCAGUACCACGUGGCUGUGGCCUAUCGCCUGCUGGGCCGCCUGGGCAGCGCCAUGGAGUGCUGUGAGGAGUCUAUGAAGAUUGCGCUGCAGCAUGGGGACCGGCCACUGCAGGCACUCUGCCUGCUCUGCUUCGCUGACAUCCACCGGAGCCGUGGGGACCCGGAGACAGCCUUCCCCAGGUACGACUCCGCCCUGAGCAUCAUGACCGAGAUCGGAAACCGCCUGGGGCAGGUACAGGUGCUGCUGGGUGUGGCCAAGUGCUGGGUGGCCCGGAAGGCGCUGGACAAGGCUUUGGAUGCCAUUGAGAGAGCCCAGGCCCUGGCCGAGGAGGUGGGGAACAAGCUGGGCCAGCUGAAGCUGCACUGCCUGAGCGAGCGCAUCUACCGCAGCAAAGGGCUGCAGCGGGAGCUGCGCAGCCAGGUCGUGCGCUUCCACGAGUGCGUGGAGGAGACCGAGCUCUACUGCGGCCUGUGCGGCGAGUCCAUCGGCGAGAAGAACCGCCGGCUGCAGGCUCUGCCCUGCUCCCACAUCUUCCACCUCAGGUGCCUGCAGAACAACGGGACGCAGAGCUGCCCCAGCUGCCGCCGCGUGUCCAUGAAGCCCGGCUUCGUGUGAGCCCAUCAGGCCGCGGGCUUCCACCUCCCCUCGCCCGCCCCUUCUCCGUCCUCUCGCCGGCGGCCCCCGACCAGCGGUGCCGCUGACGCCCGUGUCCUCCUGGGGCGGCCGCCAGGACCUCCUUUGGCCUCCGCCAGGGCCGGGGGCCUGCCCACGGCUGCGCCUCCAGGCCCAGCUGCCCUCCCCACCUCUCUGUACUUUGCUCUGUGGAGAAAAAUAAACCGUGUGU
This is a messenger RNA of Hippopotamus amphibius kiboko, 1659 nucleotides long. RefSeq names its product receptor associated protein of the synapse (gene RAPSN). Gene Ontology annotation, biological process: chemical synaptic transmission. The record is from RefSeq and is a predicted model, not a curated record. The transcript has 8 exons. The coding region runs from base 192 to 1430 and encodes 412 amino acids. Gene Ontology annotation, molecular function: protein-membrane adaptor activity; acetylcholine receptor binding. NCBI's taxonomy places the organism in Eukaryota, Metazoa, Chordata, Mammalia, Artiodactyla, Hippopotamidae. Gene Ontology annotation, cellular component: synapse.